This is a messenger RNA of Triticum turgidum subsp. durum (durum wheat), 1461 nucleotides long. NCBI's taxonomy places the organism in Eukaryota, Viridiplantae, Streptophyta, Magnoliopsida, Poales, Poaceae. The record is from the annotation of a GenBank genome assembly.
AUGGAGCACCAGGGACACGGCACCGGCGAGAAGAAGGGCAUCAUGGAGAACAUCAAGGAGAAGCUCCCCGGUGGCCAAGGUGACCACCAGCAGACCGCUGGCACCCACGGGCAGCAUGGACACACUGGAAUGACAGGCACGGAGAUGCAUGACACCACGGCCACCGGCGGCACCCAUGGGCAGCAGGGAAACACCAGCACGGGGACACAUGCCGCGCCGGCCACCGAUGGUGCCUAUGGGCAGCAUGGACACACCGGGGCCACCGGCACGGGGAUGGAUGGCGCCGACAUAGGCGAGAAGAAGGGCGUCAUGGAGAACAUCAAUGACAAGCUCUCUGGUGGCCACGGGGACCACCAGCAGACUGGUGGCACCUACGAGCAGCAGGGACACACCGAUGCGGCGACGCAUGGCGCCUUAGCCACUGGCGGCACCAAUGUGCAGCAAGGAAACACCGGUACGGGGACACAUGGCGCCCCGGCCACCGAUGGUGCCUACGGGCAGCACAAACACACCGGAGCCACUGGCACGAGGAUGCAUGACACCGACACCAGCGAGAAGAAGGGCGUCAUGGAGAACAUCAACGACAAGCUGCCUAGUGGAGACGAAGACCACCAGCACACCGGUGGCACUUACGGUCAGCAGGGACAAACCGGCGCGGUGAUGCAUGGCCAGCAGGGACACACCGAAAUGACCGGCUGGGGGACACACGGCAACACUGAGAAAAAGGGCGUCAUGGACGACAUCAAGCCCAAGCUCCCCGGUGGCCACGAUGAUCGCCAGCAGACCGGCGACACCUAUGAACAGCAGCGACACACCGACACUGCAACACAUGGCACCCUUGCCACCGGUGACACCUAUGGGCAGCAGGGACACACCGACACGGGGACAUAUGGCACCGGCGAGAAGAAGGGCGCCAUGGGUAACAUCAAGGAGAAGCUCCCUGGUGGCCAUGGUGACCACCAACAGACUGGUGGCACCUACAGGAGCCAGGAAGACACCGAAAUGACUGGAAUGGGGAUGCAUAGCACCACAGCCACAGACGACACAGAUGGUCAGCAGGGACACACCCGAAUGACCGGCACAGUGGUACACGACACCGACGAGAGGAAGGGUGUCAUGGAGAACUUCAAGGAGAAGCUCCCCGACGGCCAUGACGACCACCAGCAGACUGCUCGCACCGACGGGCACCACGCCGGCACGGGGACGCAUGACACCCCGGCCACCGACGGCACCUAUGGGCAGCACGGACACACUAGAGUGACUGACACAGAGGCGUACAGCACAGGCGGCACAGGCGAGAAGAAGGGCAUCAUGAAGAACACCAAGGAGAAGCUCCCCGGUGGCCACAAUGACCGCCAGCAGACCGGUGACACCUUUGGGCAGCAAGGACACGGCGACACAUGGCACCCCGUCCACUGGCGGCACCUACGGGCAGCACGAACACACCGGAGUGACCGAUAA